This is a messenger RNA of Ixodes scapularis (black-legged tick), 2752 nucleotides long. It is a transcript of the gene Bcat, whose product is annotated as branched-chain-amino-acid aminotransferase, cytosolic. The transcript is spliced from 11 exons. Gene Ontology annotation, cellular component: mitochondrion. Gene Ontology annotation, biological process: L-leucine biosynthetic process; L-valine biosynthetic process. The coding region runs from base 307 to 1497 and encodes 396 amino acids. Gene Ontology annotation, molecular function: branched-chain-amino-acid:2-oxoglutarate transaminase activity. Lineage: Eukaryota; Metazoa; Arthropoda; Arachnida; Ixodida; Ixodidae. The record is from RefSeq and is a predicted model, not a curated record.
CUUUGCAUCGUCACACAUCUCGAAAUAGGCCGAUUUCACCUCCGCCUAUUGUCACCGAGCUUAAUGAGAUAUUAUCUCGGCCAAGCUGGUGCCAGCAGCGUUGCGCAGCGUUGAUAAAAAGCGGUGUUUAUGAGUACAGAAAGCGAAAUCGCGAAAUCGAGACCGCUAGCGCCGCUAGCGCCUCCUGGCAAUUGAACGAAACAGAUAACGCGUGGCUAUUUUCUUCACUAACCAGCAGCACUACCGACUGCUGUGUCGACGUCGUCGUUGCAUCCGCGUCAAGUUAUUCAGUGUAUCGGUGGAAACAUGUUCACCCGGUCUCUGCGUUUCUACCAAAGCAAUGUGAGAUUCGCCUGGAAUGUUGCCGGACAACCCAAGCAAGCGCCCCAGGAGGCAGGGGCAUCGUUCAUGUACAGUGACCUCGAUGUGGAGCUCGUUCCUGCCUCACGGAGGCGUCCGAAACCAGACCCGUCAACACUCGUGUUUGGCAAGGAAUUCAGCGAUCACAUGCUGCGAAUUGACUGGUCGCUCAGCAAGGGCUGGUCCAAGCCGAAGAUAGCGGAAGUGCGUGACCUGGUGCUUCAUCCAGCAGCCAAGGUGUUCCACUAUGCCCAGGAGCUGUUCGAAGGAAUGAAGGCUUACCGCGGACAGGACGACAAGGUGCGGCUCUUCAGGCCCGAUGCAAACGUUCGCCGCCUCCUCAACUCGGCUGACAGGCUGGGAUUACCUAAAUUUCAUUCCGAGGAGUUCCUGAAAUGCCUGAUGAAGCUGAUAAGUAUAGAGAAGGACUGGGUGCCCAAGUACCCCAUGAGUUCCCUCUACAUUCGUCCCACCUUCAUCGGCGUCGAGCCGUCGUUGGGCGUGGCCAAGUCAAAUGAAGCCAUGCUGUUCGUCCUCACGGGCCCCGUGGGUCCCUACUACAGCACGGGCAUGAAGCCGGUCUCACUCCUGGCCGACCCCAAAUACGUCAGGGCAUGGCCCGGCGGUACUGGGGACAGCAAGCUCGGCUGCAACUACGCUCCCACACUAAUGGUGCAACAGGAGGCCGAAAGGCAGAAGCUUCAACAAGUCCUCUGGCUCUUUGGUGAAGACGAGCAGAUCACCGAAGUGGGUGCCAUGAACGUCAUGAUCCUGCUUAAGAACAAGGCUGGGGAGACUGAACUGGUCACGCCACCUCUUUCUGGGAUCAUCCUCCCCGGCGUCACGCGGAUGAGCAUCCUGGACCUCACGAGGGAAUGGAAUGAGUUCAAAGUCUCCGAACGCAAGAUAACAAUGGCCGAACUGAGGGAAACACUGAAGGAGGGCAGGUUGCUCGAGAUGUUUGGAUGCGGGACGGCGUGCGUCAUCUGCCCCAUCGAGCGGCUGGUGCACAGAGGCGAAGACCUGUACAUACCCACCAUGGAGCAGAAGAAUUCCCUGGUCAACAGGAUUCUCAAGGCAAUCACCGACAUUCAGUACGGCGUCGUCCCGCACAGCUGGGCAGUGGAGGUGGACUGAUGGACGAAGUGAACAGAAGAGGGGAACAAAAAAAGGAAAUUCCAGGAAUCUCGUCUGCAGUGUACAUACAGGGACACAAUUCUUUUGCCAUACUAGCACCCUCUAGCCCGAGCAGAGCAACCAGACUCGCUAGGUGUAUGCCCCCAACUUUGCUAGUCUUAGUUCGCACUAGGCCAACACUCGGUGACCUCCUCCUGCUGGCGUGACAAAUGCCGGCAACCUGUAUGGAGCGCAAGUUUGUCUGCUUCCUGCGCGGGGGCUGCGGCGACGUCGGAAUGCCAAGCUUCGAUUGGCUCCGAUUGUACGAAUAGAGGGUGACCUCAAUGCUAGCUGCCUCGAGGUCUACCCACUAUCCUUCCAAUCGGUGCCAAUCAGAGUUUGGCGUUCCGACCUCACCGCAGCCCCUGCUCAAGAAGCAGACGAACUUGCACUCCGCGUAGUCUUUUGCAACAUACGAUCAGCAAUAGCUCUAAUGGUGCAACAGACUAUCGCCACUGACAGAAUAUGAACGACAGGGUAUUUCUUCGAACGCCCGACCCCCAGCACACGCUUUGGCUACGCGCACGCGCUCAACAUGCUUGAGAUGAGGCGUUGUUGAAAGUAGGAAGCUUGUUCUGGAGGCGGGAUGAUUGAAGCUCCUCCCUCCCAUUUUCACCUUGUCAGUGACUACAGCGUCGUCAUAUUUAUUGACUUGUUGAAGCGCGAUCAUAUUGGCCACAAGGAAUUAUUACGUCCGCAAGAGAAGUGACCGAUUGUUUGCCUAGAAAAACUAAACUUAAAACAAGAAAAAGAAAAGAAAAAAAAAAAGACGAGAAGAACUCAGAAAAAAAAAGUUUUGAGUGCAUUUGUGUCACAAGGUAGGGCAAACAGUAAUGUGGUGGACAGCCGGACAGUAGUGCAGCAAACAGUAAUAUGGGUGGAGGCUGUUACAUCACCGACUUACCUCAUGAUGUCGAUGUGUUCAGUACCAGAACUCCGAGUUUUGUAGCGCGCUACAAAAGAUGACAAAACUUGGUCCCGUCGUAGAGUAUUUCUGGAGCCGGCCGAGCCGGAUGCGUUUGUCACACCCUAAUGUCACGCAACUGUGAUAUAGCGUCCCAAUUUUUGUGAAUAAAUGAAGAGAAUCGCUAGUGGUCUAGUCACUGGAAAGGAUGAAAUACUUGGUGGAAGCUACCCCCUACUCAGCAAUAGAUGUGGAAAAAAAAGAUGAUAUGUAGAAUUUUGAAUAAAUUCCACGUGCAUUUGUUGGGCUACA